AUGGCCUCGACUUCCACCAACGGCCGCUACAAGCACACCCGGGCCAUCCUCGGCCCCGAACUCUUCGCCAAAGUCACCAACGCCCGCGUCCUCGUCGUCGGAGCCGGCGGCAUCGGCUGCGAGCUCAUCAAGAACAUGGUCAUGUCGGGCUACGGCUGCGGCGAGCGCGGCGAGAUCCAGGUGCUCGACCUCGACACGAUCGACCUCUCGAACCUCAACCGCCAGUUCCUGUUCCAGAAGCAGCACGUCAAGCGACCAAAGGCCGUCGUCGCUCGCGAGACGGCCCUCAAGUUCAACCCGCACGUCAACAUCACGGCGCUGCACCGCAACAUCAAGGACGACGAGUACGGCGUCGAGUACUUCAAGUCGUUCGACUUUGUCAUGAACGCCCUCGACAACCUCGACGCACGCCGGCACGUCAACAAAAUGUGCCUCGCGGCCGACAUUCCUUUGCUCGAGUCGGGCACGUCGGGCUACGUCGGCCAGGUGCAGCCCAUCAAGCGCGAGACGACCGAGUGCUUCGACUGCACGGGCAAGCCCGUGCCCAAGACGUUCGCCGUGUGCACGAUCCGCAGCACGCCGUCGACGGCGCACCACUGCAUCGCGUGGGCCAAGUCGUACCUCUUCCCUCAGCUGUUCGGCGCCGACGACGAGGCCGACCAGCAAGAGCUCGACGACGCCGAGAAGAACGGCGAGAACGUCGACGAGAUCCAGAACUUGCGCCACGAGGCCGUCGCCGUGCGCGAGCUACGCGCGACGCUCAACCUCGAGGGGGCGGCGAGGCGCGUCUUCGACAAGGUCUACAUCGCCGACAUCGAGCGCCUGCUCAAGAUGGAGGACAUGUGGGCGCACCGCAAGCCACCGCGCCCGCUCAGCUGGGACGAGUUGUCGGCGCCCGCACCGGCCGAGGAGGCCAAGGCGGCCGAGAAGAAGGACGGCGACGAGGCAGCGGCGGCGGCGGCUCUGGUCGAGAACGGCAAGGGCGAGGGCAAGGGCGAGGACAAGGCCAAGGAGGACGUGCGGUUCUCGAGCCAGAAGAAGCUGAGCGUGCGCGACUCGUUCGCCCUCUUCGUCGAUGCCGUGACGCGCCUCUCGGCGCGCUUCGACCCCAAGGGCGACCCGCUCGUAUUCGACAAGGACGACGACGACACGCUCGACUUUGUCGUCGGUGCCGCCAACCUGCGCGCCGCCGCGUUCGACAUCGAGAUCCAGACCCAGUUCCAGGUCAAGGAGUACGCCGGCAACAUCAUCCCGGCGAUCGCGACGACCAACGCCAUCAUCGCGGCGUGCCUCGUGCACCAGUCGCUCAACGUCCUGCGCGGCACGUGGGAUCGCGCGCGGACCAUCUGGCUCAAGCGCACCUCGGGCCGCGUGUUUGACGUGAGCCCGCUCUCGCCGCCCAACCCGCACUGCGCUGUGUGUCGCGUCGUGUACGUGCCCGUGCGCAUCGCGCGCGACGUCACGCUCGGCGAGUUUGUCAAGGGCCUCGUCGGCGCAGGCGGCGAGUGCGAGGGCAAGGUGCCGUUCGAGGGCGUCGUGACGGUGCAGGAGGGGACGCGCCUCGUGUGGGAGUCGGACGACUUUGAGGACAAUGCCGACCGCACGAUGGACAGCCUCGGGCUCGGCGAGGGCAAGUUUGUCACCGUCACGGACGACGACGAGCCGCACUGGCCCGUCCAGUUCUGCAUCUCUAGCUACCUCCCCGACGGCGCCACCCCGCGCCUACAGCCCGACCUCUCAUCCCUCCCCUCGCCCAUGCCGCUCCGCGCCCCGCCGCCCGCCCCACCCGCUUCCGCCUCGGACGCCGACGACGACGACGACGACGACGACGACGACGACGGCGACCUCGUCACGGUCGUCGAGGGCGCUGCGGCGCACGGACCCGAGGCGGGCGCGCCCGGCGCCCAGGUCGUCGGCAGGAAGCGGCGCGCCGAUGAGCUCGAAGGCGAGGGCGAGGGCGAGGGCGAGGGAGGGGCGAAGAAGCGCAAGGCGGGCGGAACGGACGUCGUCGUGCUCGAUGCGGACGACGACGUCGUCAUCGACUUGACGUAGAGUUUCGAGCUUCGAGCAGGGCCAGGGUCGGCUUGGAGCAGCAGGACGGGCCGCAGACGAGCAACAGCUUCCACUCACUUUGCGUC
Rhodotorula graminis WP1 is the source of this 2138-nucleotide messenger RNA. RefSeq lists its product as uncharacterized. Gene Ontology annotation, biological process: protein sumoylation. Gene Ontology annotation, molecular function: SUMO activating enzyme activity. NCBI's taxonomy places the organism in Eukaryota, Fungi, Basidiomycota, Microbotryomycetes, Sporidiobolales, Sporidiobolaceae. The transcript has 11 exons. The record is from RefSeq and is a predicted model, not a curated record. The coding region runs from base 1 to 2052 and encodes 683 amino acids. Gene Ontology annotation, cellular component: cytoplasm; SUMO activating enzyme complex.